Molecule: messenger RNA, 2843 nt
Organism: Siniperca chuatsi (mandarin fish)
Lineage: Eukaryota; Metazoa; Chordata; Actinopteri; Centrarchiformes; Sinipercidae
Product: inhibitor of nuclear factor kappa-B kinase subunit alpha-like
Biological process (GO): tumor necrosis factor-mediated signaling pathway; positive regulation of transcription by RNA polymerase II; peptidyl-serine phosphorylation
Cellular component (GO): IkappaB kinase complex; cytoplasm
Molecular function (GO): IkappaB kinase activity; ATP binding
Source: RefSeq, a predicted model, not a curated record
AAACAACGUCUGCAUGUCAGUCUGAUACUUUCACUUUGCGCAGAUUCCGAGCUGCCCGUGUCUCGCUGUAGCUUUCCACCCAAAACUAUAACAAAAACACAACAUAAACUUUAAAGCCGCGUGUUAUGGGCUGUAAAAGGCGAAAAUUGGGCCGGUUCAACCUUCUUGCUUAAACACAAAGUUAAAUAAGAAAACGAACCGUAAACAACACGGUUAGCUAACUCCGAAGCAACAAUGUUCAGGCACCUACAGUAAGCUGCCGACGCUGAACUCCAGGACAACUGAGGUCUUUAGCAGACUACCUGCGUUGUCCAGCGGCUGCAGGAGACCUCACACUAUGGAACGGACUGCACUCAAACAGAGCCAGCUGUGUGGCUCCUGGGAGAUGAAGGAAAGACUUGGGACUGGAGGCUUUGGGCAUGUCUACCUGUACCAGCAUCUUGAGUUGGGAGAGAAGAUCGCUGUGAAACUUUGCCGCCUGGAGCUGAACUCCAAGAACAAAGACCGCUGGAGCAGAGAGAUUCAGAUCAUGAAGAAGCUGAAGCAUGUGAACGUUGUUCAGGCCAGAGAAGUUCCAGAAGAGUUGAGCUCGAUUGCUUUAAAUGACUUACCUCUGCUGGCUAUGGAGUACUGCUCAAGAGGAGACCUACGCAAGGUGUUGAAUAAACCAGAAAAUUGUUGUGGGCUAAAGGAGAGUGAAGUCCUCUCGCUGCUCAGUGACAUUGGUUCUGGUAUCCAGUAUCUCCAUGAAAAUAAGAUCAUUCACAGGGACCUAAAGCCAGAGAACAUAGUUCUGCAGGAGAUUAGUGGGAAGCUUGUCCAUAAAAUCAUAGAUCUGGGUUAUGCAAAAGACCUAGAUCAGGGCAGUCUCUGUACAUCCUUUGUCGGAACUCUCCAGUAUCUGGCUCCAGAGCUGUUUGAGAGUAAACCCUACACUGUAACUGUGGACUACUGGAGCUUUGGGACAGUGAUCUUUGAAUGCACUUGUGGCUUUCGCCCCUUUUUACACCACAUGCAGCCCGUUCAGUGGACAAGCAAAGUCAAGAACAAAGGUCCCAAAGACAUUAUGGCAGUAGAGGACAUGAAUGGAGAAGUCAGAUUCUCCACACAUCUCCCAUAUCCCAACAAUCUCAGCAGGCCACUGCUGGAACCAGUCGAGUCUCUUCUGCAGAUGCUGUUACUGUGGGACCCCGCGGCACGUGGUGGAGGGUUGGAUCCUGACACAAACAAGCUGUGCUGCUACACAGUUCUACAGAAUAUUCUCAACAUGAAGGUGAUUCAUGUUUUGGACAUGACGUCAGCCCAGCUGCACUCGUUGGUUUUGGGUGCUGAGGAGAGCUUACACUCCCUGCAGCUUCGUCUGGAGACACACACUCAGACACACAUCUCCCCACUGAGUCAAGAGCUGCUGCUGGAGACGGGAAUCUCCCUCGACCCACGCAGACCGCCUGCACACUGUCUGCCAGAUGGAUUGCGAGGCUGGGACAGCUCCAUUGUCUUCCUGUUCGAUAAGAGCCUGACCAAGUACUCUGGACCGCUGACUGCCAGACCUCUGCCAGACAGUGUCAACUUUAUAGUGAGGGAGACUAAGACACAGCUCCCACUGUCUGCACUGAGAAAGGUGUGGGAAGCAGUCAGCUACAUCUGCGGACUGAAAGAGGACUACAUUCGCCUGUACCAGGGACAGAGGGCUGCCAUGUUGAGUCUGCUGCGUUACAACACCAACUUAACACGGUACAAGAACAUGCUGUUCUCCCAGUCGCAGCAGCUCCAAGCCAAACUGGCUUUUUUUAAGACCAGCAUCCAGCACGACCUUGAGCAAUACACCAAGCAGAGAAACACCGGCAUCUCUUCCGAAAAAUUGCUGAAGACCUGGCAGGAAAAUGAAGAGAAGGCUGAUGGGUAUACGAAGGUUGCAGAUUUGGGGUAUCUGGAUGAAGAGAUAGUGGCUCUACAUUCUGAGAUUGUGGAGUUGCAGAGGAGUCCAUUUGCGAGGAGACAGGGUGAUGUUAUGGAGCAGCUUGAGGAAAAGGCUAUUGAACUCUACAAGCAACUGAAAGCUAAAUGCAAAAGUCCUGACCCUCCACAUGGCUACAGUGACAGCUCAGACAUGGUGAAAACCAUUCUUCAAACAGUUCAGAACCAGGACAGAGUGCUGAAAGAUAUGUACACUCACCUGAGUACAAUUCUGGUGUGUAAGCGGCGCAUCCUUGAUUUGUUCCCUAAGUUGGAAAGGGCGGUAGAAAACAUAAAAACUGCAGAGGGAGCAGUGAUUCAGAUGCAAAUGAAGAGGCAGAAAGAGUUCUGGUACCUCCUUAAGAUUGCCUGUGCCCAGAGCAAUUCUCCAUCACUUAUGCAACGACCCACUGACAGUGAAACUGUUCAUCGAUUACUGGACGAGAAUCAGCGUUAUCUGAGUCAGCUAACUUCUCUGCUGCAAGACGCCACCAAGGAGAUGGAGCACAGUGUCAUGGAGCAGGACUGGAGCUGGACUCAGUGCGGAGUGGUGACAACCCAACCUCAGAAGCUGUAGAAACUGACCAAAAACUCAGUGUUAUGAGUCAAAGAUAUAUACUGUAAACAAGUGCCUUUUCAGAGUUACACUAUCUGAAAGCUUUGUGAUUCCAUACUGUGUCUUUUACAAACAUGUGAUGCUGUGUGUGCUACAGUGUGUGAAACAGCAUGAUGUGGUAAGCUAUUCAUGUUUUAACUUAAAUGUAUAUUAUUGAAUUUUAAAAGCUAUUUCCAGCUGUAACCAAGACUUAUUUAUUUUACUGAUAAUGCUGCUGCUGACAAACUAUGCAUGAUGGAAUGUGAAUAAUUUUAUAAAUGGAUGGCACAUA